Molecule: messenger RNA, 1642 nt
Organism: Emiliania huxleyi CCMP1516
Lineage: Eukaryota; Haptophyta; Isochrysidales; Noelaerhabdaceae
Exons: 4
Coding region: 209-1528 (439 amino acids)
Source: RefSeq, a predicted model, not a curated record
UUCAGCGCAGCCGCGCCGCCGUCUGCGCGCUUGGCGGCCUCGAGCUGCCUGCUCGCCUGUGGCCUCUCGUCGGCGCCUUUGCGCUCGGCGGAGCCACCACCGCCGCCGCCUCUGCCGCCGCCGGGUCGUACCAGCACCGAGGAUACUCCUCCUUUCCGUCUUCCGCCGCUCACUGCGAAUCGUCCGCUCAGUGCUCGGCGCGGCGUGCAUGGCCCUGCUGCGUCGCAGGCUUCCGGGCUGCGAGGCUGCCGACGAGGGCGAGUGCGAUCUCACCGCAUCUCGCUCGCGGUGGGCGGAGGCGUGGGCCAUCCUCCGCGCGGGCCUGCGGGAGGUCGGCCGAACCACGGCAGAGGGCGUCGAGGCCUUCAAGAUGGAGCGUUCCCUCUACUCCGCGGUCCUCGGACGGCCCGCCCUCGUGGCGCUGCAGUACGUGCUCGAUCGUGUCACGCCGCUGCGCCUCGAGGCGGUGCUGCGCGAGGCGCUGGUCGGCGUGCUCUCCUCUAUCAAGAAGAAGAGGGUGGAGGGCCGCAGCCACGCAGCGAUCUCUGUACCCUUCCUCUCCGGCACGCGUGCUCUCCGAGUUGGCAUUGUGAUCCUCUUCUGCCUGCAGGACGUAUGCGGCACCCCACCGGCACCGCUCCAGCCCGUCAUUGUCAGCGGCCCGUGCUCGCUCACCGACGGCGGCUCGUGCGCCGCGUCGCCAAACUACCCGAACAGCUACGGCAUCAACGAGGCGUGCACCAUCAGCGGCGUGCCGCCGGUCGAGCUGGAGACGGUCGCCUUUGAUGUGGACGCUUGGUCCUACUACGACUACGACUACAACGGUGACCCCAUGGAUGACUGCCCCUCCGACUAUCUCACCGUCAACGGCAAGAAGUACUGCGGCACCUCGGGGCCCCCGAGUGGCGCGGCUCCGCCCAAGCCUGGUAUCGCGCCCGUCGAGCUGGCCAUCUCGUGUGUCUUUAGCGUGUUCUUUACCACGAACGCGCUUCUCGACCUCUCAGCCGACUUGUGGGCGCUGGACGCUCCGCGGGCGCGGCUUGCCUUUCUGCGGGACUGGUAUGUCUUUCGGCAGUGGUCGCCCAUCGUCAGCCCGCUCUUCCUCGCGCUGACGCUGCUGCUGCCAUUCGCCGUCUUCACGCUCUGCAAGGGAGCGCUGGAGAGCAUCUGCGGCUGGCGCAGCGCCUCUCGCCUCCGCCACACGGUCGACAUUUUGGAGGCCGUCAUCCUGGUGGGAGUCAUUCUUCCCAUCGGGAUCCCGGCCGCCGUCUCGGCGCAGGAGGCUCUGAUUGCCGCGUGCAAGGGCUCUGUCACCGGGGGCGUGAGUGGCGGCGGGCCCCUCGGCUUCUUUAGCGCAGACACGACCGCCACACUCCGCCCCGGGGACAUGUCGGCGUGCAAGGCGAGCGCCGCAGAGCUGCCGUCGCCGCACCUGCUGAUGGUCGCGCUCAACCUGCUCAUGUGGGCGUGCGACGUCUUGCGGUACAGCUGCGGCGGUGCGCCGGCCGGCGAGGAGAAGAGGGACUAGAGCAGGGCGGUUGUAUAUUACGGCCACGCGCAGCGUCGCAGAUGCACGGGAGAGAGAGAGCGCGCGCGGACCCACACCACACAUGCCCGGGUCUCUUUUAUGCUAAUUUUGUAC